This is a messenger RNA of Metopolophium dirhodum (rose-grain aphid), 1152 nucleotides long. RefSeq lists its product as uncharacterized. Gene Ontology annotation, molecular function: nucleic acid binding. Bases 1 to 1152 code for a protein of 383 amino acids. NCBI's taxonomy places the organism in Eukaryota, Metazoa, Arthropoda, Insecta, Hemiptera, Aphididae. The record is from RefSeq and is a predicted model, not a curated record. The transcript has a single exon.
AUGGAUAUUACAGAGGUCAGCCAGUGGAACCAUAUAGGCACGCAGGAAAACCCAGCAGAUAUCCUUUCAAGAGGUUUAAGACCACGGGAACUGUUAACGGCAAGAUUGUGGUGGAACGGACCUACCUGGUUGGAAAGUGAUGAGAAGGAUUGGAUCUUGAAUCCGAUAACCCAUGAUGAUGAGCUACCCGAAGUACGCAAAGUGAAGCUAGUGCUAUUAGUGAUCAAACCGUUGAAUAGUAUAUUAGAACACUACUCUGAAUGGAAUUGUAUGCUACGAGGAGUUGCUUGGUUAACGGUCUAUUCGAAGUACAUGCGUAAGAAAAUCAAUGGGCCUCAAUCCCUAACAAUAUCAGAUUCGGACGAAGCGAGGAAAUCAAUUUUAAGAAUGGUCCAAGCUGAGUGUUUCAGUAAAGAGAUCUCGUCACUAGAAAGGGGACAAGAAGUACCAAGAAAUAGUAAGUUGCGUAGUUUGAAUCCCUUCCUGCGCGAUGGGUUAAUACUUGUUGGUGGAAGACUCGAGAAUUCAGACAUAGCCGAUGGACAAAAACACCCUAUAGUAUGGCCUGCUAGUCAUAAAAUAACCAGGCUAAUAUUUGAAGCAUACCAUCUCGAGCUACUUCAUGUAGGACCUCAGCUCAUGUUAUCUGAAAUUAGUCGUCUUUACUGGCCACUGCUAGGUCGAGUAACCGCGAGAUCAGUGGUAUGGCAUUGUGUCAAAUGUACAAAGGCACGUCCACGUUUCAAUCAUCCAAUUAUGGCACCACUCCCAAGAGACCGAGUUCAGUGUACUAGACCUUUCACUGUCACAGGUGUAGAUUUUGCUGGACCCAUAUAUAUUCGCAGUGGUUUGAGGCGUGUAGCUGCUAAGAAGGCUUGGAUUGCUAUAUUUGUUUGCUUCUCAACGAAGGCCAUACAUUUGGAGUUGGCUGACGAUCUUUCAAGUAAGUCUUUCAUGGCGACAUUUCGUUGUUUUAUGGCUAGAAGAGGAAAAUGUGCUAAGGUUUUUAGUGACAAUAGCACAAACUUUGUUGGGGCUCAAAAGGAGUUAAUUUUAAUGAUGAAAAAAGCCAGUGUUGAUCUCGGCAAUCCCGACCACUAUUGUUUGAGCUAUUACCCCAUUACACACCCAGCUACUUCUCCACACUUUUAA